GUCCAAUAGGUCCCGGAAUAGUCGUAAAUAUACGACGACACGUCGUCGUUUCAUGGACGGGUUUCGUCGUCUUGGAGCUCUAAACCCUGAGAUUGAGAGUCCCAAACGUUCAAUCUCGCUUAAACCCUGAACGUUCCAAUCCAUCAAAAAGGAAAGGAAAAAAGAAAAGAAAAGAAGAUCAAUCUUUAUUUUCCCAUUCAUCAUACAAAUCCCAAAAAAAUGUCAUUUCUCAUACUCAGAAAAUCAUUUAGAAGCUCCAAAAUUUCUACGCAAACCCCUAGAAUUUCCUUCCUAUUCUCUUAUGCGUCUCACAAAACCACAGAAACCCCAUCUGGGUCUCGUCGAUUCUCGCAUUCGAUAGCAGAAAACCCUAGUUCUACACCUGGAUAUCCCAUUUACAGGCAUAGCUUUUCUGGGAUUUACUCCAAUUCACUUCCAAGCAUAAAAAACUCUAAUGGGUUUCACCAAACUCCUUUCCUUUCAACACCUGCGGAAUCCGAGAAGCUUAUUUCAGGUUCUGGGUCUCCCAUUUUUAGGCGUAACUUUUCUGUGUUUUGCCCCAAUUCACUUCCAAGCAUAAAAAACCUUUGCCAAUUUCGCCAAAGUCUAGUAAUUUUGACGCCGUUUCGAUAUUUUGGCACCGAAGCUGCUGUACAGCCCUCAACUGCGGACGGACUCACGGUCGAGGGGAUCAUAGCUAGUAAUUGGACAAUUCUUGAUGAGAGUGAGAGUGAUUGGAAGAGUCAUGCUGCUGCAAUUGCUCAAUCCAUUCAUCUUAUCAAGAAGCGUUUGAGGUGGAAUAAAUUGGUGGUUAGGUUGGAUUUGUUAUCAAUGGAGCUGAAUAAGCCAGAUCUUUGGGAUGAUCCUGUGCAUGCGGGGAAGAUUAGCCGUGAACAUGGUUCUCUCAUGGGUAAAAUGAAACAGGUGAGGGCAUUUGAGCGAGAAUUGCUAGAGCAUAUUGACAUGAUAAAGCUUGCUCGUGAGGAGAACGAUGCGGACAUGGAAUCGGAAUCAAUGAAAGCUUUGCUUAGGAUGAGAAGAAACUCAAAAGAGAAAGAGCUUCAAGCUAUGUUAGCUGGGGAGCAGGAUUCUUGCUCUUGUUACAUAGAGGUUCAAGCUGGAGCUGGGGGUACUGAGAGCAUGGAUUGGGCAGCAAUGGUCAUGCAGAUGUAUAAAAUGUGGGCUCAGCGACGUGGAUAUAAAGUAGCCGUUGUGGAUGAAAUGCCUGGUGAGAUUGCCGGAAUCAAGCGGGCAACAAUCAAAGUGGAUGGUGAAUACGCUUUUGGAUACGCUAAAGCAGAAGUAGGAGUCCACAGGUUGGUACGUAUCUCACCUUUUGACAGUAAUAAGCGCCGGCAUACAUCAUUUGCUGCUGUUGCUGUAAUUCCAAUCACGGGUGAUGGAUCUACCCGUGUACAAAUCAAUGAAUCUGAUCUCCGUAUUGAGCGGUUUCGUGCUGGGGGUCCUGGCGGCCAGCAUGCUAAUACAACUGACAGUGCUGUGAGGAUAGUUCACAUUCCCACAGGAAUUACUGCCACUUGUCAAAAUGAAAGAUCACAACAUCAAAACAAGGCUUCAGCGAUGGCUGUGCUUCAGUGUCGAGUGGACCAGCUUGAGAUGGCUCGCCAGGCUCAGAUGAAUGCACAACAUACUCAAUCUCUCACUGACAUAACUUGGGGCAGCCAGAUUCGUAGUUAUGUGCUUCAUCCUUACCGCAUGGUGAAAGAUCUGCGAACUAGCUAUGAAGUUUCGGAUCCUGAUUCUGUUCUUGAAGGAGAUCUGGAUGGCUUCAUAUUGAGCUAUUUAUCAGCUUCCAUUGAUAAAGAUGAAGGUCACCAAUGAACUUAUUAGUUACCGGAUUUCAUAGGCAUUAUGCAUAUUGUCACAAAGCUGAAUCCAUGCAAGGUGUACAUCUGACUGAUGACGAUUAGCCAUAAGACUUGACUAACAAGCCAAUCAGCUGCAACGAUGUUCCCAGUCAGGCAUGGGCUUUUGAAUUUUGAUAGUCAUGUAGAGCUGAUAUAGUUAAAAUUUAGAGAGGGCAUGGCAUUUAUAAUUUUAGUAGUAGGAUUGAAAAAAGGUCCUUCAAAUAUUUAUUUUUGGUGAUACAAUCAAUCAUGUGCUUUUUCUUCU
Messenger RNA from Alnus glutinosa, 2133 nucleotides. Its product is annotated as peptide chain release factor PrfB2, chloroplastic. Gene Ontology annotation, cellular component: cytoplasm. The transcript has 7 exons. Gene Ontology annotation, biological process: translational termination. Gene Ontology annotation, molecular function: translation release factor activity, codon specific. Lineage: Eukaryota; Viridiplantae; Streptophyta; Magnoliopsida; Fagales; Betulaceae. Bases 220 to 1842 code for a protein of 540 amino acids. The record is from RefSeq and is a predicted model, not a curated record.